UUUAGCCCUCUCGGCUUUACCGAUUCGGAAAGCCGUUGUCCGGCCGAAGCUCUCAACUAUUGCAGAAUCUUCGUCUUCAGCUUUUUUUCUUUGUUCCUUUGAAUCUUGAAUCUCUGUAAUUAGGGCUUUUCUUUCUUCUCUAAUUUCCUCUGUUUUCUCUUCCAUAAAAACCGCAAAUUCCUCUCAUCACAAACACCAGAAAUCCCCAAUUAUUGGCAAAAUUUCUUCCUUAGGGCAUUGUGUUACAAUUCGCUGAUUUGAAAUGGCGAAGCGAUUGUCAAUUGGAAGCAGAGUGCGAAACAAGCUAGCAGAUAUUACGAAUUCCAAGACAAUGAGAGCUCAUAUGGAAGAUGAAAGGUCUUCGGAAGCUUGGCGGUCAAAUCAAGACGUUGUCGAUCAGCUGGUGGACGAAAAUAUGGCUCUGAUGAAACUUGUCAUGGAGAAGAAUGAAAUUAUUGAUCUGAGUGAAGCCGAGCUAAACAAACUUCGGGAAUGCAUUCAGAAACUGCAGCUUCAGAAUUGGCAGCUUGCUCAAUCAAACAGUCAUUUUUUAGCAGAAAUCAAUUUAGGGAGAGAGAGAAUAAAAUCACUGGGGCAUGAGCUUGAAUGCAAGGAGGCCUUGCUAAAAGCAACGCGUUUGAAUACUGUGGGGAAAGCAGGAAUGAAUAAUGGAAAUUCUGAAUGGCAGGAAGAAGAGAAGCCAACAGAGCAAUUUCCACUUGCGGUUAAAACUGACACCAAAGCUUGCAGUGGAAACAGAAAGCCCUCCGGACGAGCUAGAAAUCAAUCUAUGAGCCCUUCAGCUUCAUACUCAAAGUGUGCGAUGAAGAGAGAUGAUGAAAACAAAAGGCAUUGUGUAAGAGCACAAUCUGGUAGAUUUAGAUAUCAAAUGAGACACCCUGAAGAUAACUCGUUUGAGAUAGAAGAAGACAUGAAAUUUACUGCUACUGGAGAAGAUGAAGAAGAAAGGAAGAACAACAAUGUCAAUUCACCAUCAUCAUCUUCCGCUCUGCAAAGAUCUUAUAUUGGAAGACCAUUGCACAGAGCUGCUGAAAAGAUUCAAUCCUACAAAGAAGCUCGUCACAACGCUAAAAUCAGACGACAUGAAUGACAAGUGAGAUCAUUAUACUGUUUCAGCUAGCAGUUUAAAUUUUACUUUCUUGUACGUAGCUAUGAUUAUUCCACCUGUGGCUUGUAUUGUUCGUGAUGUUUAUAUAUUAUUUUGUUUCGAGUGU
Messenger RNA from Cucurbita maxima (winter squash), 1235 nucleotides. Its product is annotated as shugoshin-1. Gene Ontology annotation, cellular component: chromosome, centromeric region. The coding region runs from base 263 to 1111 and encodes 282 amino acids. Lineage: Eukaryota; Viridiplantae; Streptophyta; Magnoliopsida; Cucurbitales; Cucurbitaceae. The transcript has 9 exons. Gene Ontology annotation, biological process: maintenance of meiotic sister chromatid cohesion; meiotic sister chromatid segregation. The record is from RefSeq and is a predicted model, not a curated record.